Molecule: messenger RNA, 652 nt
Organism: Radiomyces spectabilis
Lineage: Eukaryota; Fungi; Mucoromycota; Mucoromycetes; Mucorales; Radiomycetaceae
Product: ubiquitin-conjugating enzyme/RWD-like protein
Exons: 8
Coding region: 84-587 (167 amino acids)
Biological process (GO): protein polyubiquitination; proteasome-mediated ubiquitin-dependent protein catabolic process
Molecular function (GO): ubiquitin conjugating enzyme activity
Source: RefSeq, a predicted model, not a curated record
CUGUGUUUUCAGACCGCUCUUCCAAAAACCUUGCUUCAUUACGACGUUAUCCCCUAUACCGUGAAUUCAAGUUCAUCACAACUAUGAGUCUUGCAGAUCAAAGCGCUUUGCUUCUUUCCAGACAAUUAAAAGAUCUGCAACGAAAUCCAGUAGAAGGGUUUUCCGCUGGUCUUGUAGACGAUAAUAUUUACGAGUGGGAGAUCCUUAUCAUCGGUGCUUCAGACACUCUCUACGAGGGCGGAUUUUUCAAAGCUCGGCUUUCAUUUCCUGUGUCGUAUCCAGUGAUGCCUCCUACCAUGCGAUUUAUUACAGAAAUGUACCAUCCAAAUGUGUAUCCUGAUGGCACCGUCUGCAUUUCCAUAUUACAUCCUCCGGGCGAUGAUAAAUAUGGCUAUGAGCAUGCUAGCGAACGAUGGUCACCAGUGCAUACGGUCGAGACUAUUCUUAUUUCCGUGAUUUCCAUGUUGUCAAGUCCUAAUGACGAAUCACCGGCUAAUAUCGAAGCAGCUAAGGACUAUAGAGAAAAUUAUCCCUACUUUAAAAAAAGAGUGCGGCGAUUGGUUAGAGAAUCUGCCGAAAAUCUGUAAAUAAGAUCGCUCAUUCUUCCAUCUGUAUACAUAAAUCUGUCUGGGGGGUUUUUUUUUUUGAAGUA